GCGAAUAUGCAGUCUCAAAUAAACUCUAGUUACUUCUGUCCAGGUUUCUCUAAUAUUCCAAAAAAUUUUCAAUAAUUUCGCUAACUUUGCAAUUUAUCAGUUACAAGUAAAACUAAUCUUCAAUAUUAUGUUAACAAUUCACUAACAAAAAGUGAUUUUACAGUCGGGUUUCAAGAAUUAAAAAUCUUCCACAUUUUGUGGUUAGGAACUCUUGAUCAAAACAUCAAAAACGAAGAUCCAAGUGUCGGAUCCAAACUUAAUUUUGCAGUUUUCUUCAGUGAAAACUGUAUAGAAAGUAAUUUAAUCAAAAUGGAAACUGAAACAGAACUUUCUGUGAAGGAAAUCACCACAGAGAAAAUUACCAUAGAUGAGAAUAACUCGGUAGAAAUCUCUCUCGAAGAGAAUAACGCCGAAGAUGUAUCUGACGAGAACAACCGUGAGGGAACUUCUGUUGACGAGAACCACCCUGAGGAAAUUUCUGUUGAUGAGAACAAUCCUGAUGACAUUUCUGUCGACGAAAACAACCCCGAGGAAGUAAGUAGCACCGAAAACAAUGAAAAUACCAGUGAAGUAAUUGACGAGAAUAACACUGAGGAUAUUUGUAUCGGUGAAAAUAUGCCAGCGGAGGAGGAACUAAGGCAGUUUGACGUUCUCGACGAUUUAGAACAUCGCGAUGAUACUACGACCGAUUCUGAUACUUACACAAAUGACAGCAGUGAUUCCGAUAUCCCGCAUGAGGAAAUUGAAGCGAUGUUGGAAGAGAGUCUUCCAGAGGAGUUCAGAAAAAAGAGAAAAGGAAGUAAAGAAUUCAUCCCCUAUGAAGAAAAAGAAAAACUUGUCUUGGAUGAAAUUGGACACAAUCACUUUGAUGUUCUCCCAGAAGGGUGGGUCCAGGUAACCCACAAUAGUGGAAUGCCACUUUAUUUACACAAGCAUUCCAGAGUUUGUACUCUAUCAAAACCCUACUUCCUUGGACCAGGAAGUGUCAGAAAGCACGAAGUCCCCGUUAGUGCCAUUCCCUGUAUGCAAUACCGAAGAGCAUUGCAGGACGAAAUAGACGAGAAAGAAAAAGAGAAGGAAAAAGAACAGUCUCCUGUCGUCGAACCUUGCAAUCUUCCCAGCGCAAAAAUCGAAACUGUUCAAGAAAAUCGAGCAGCUCACUCUUUGGAUAGUGAUCAGCUGAGAACUUACUGCCAGGGUCUCUUUCGUUUUAAAUCUAUCAAGGUCAUGAGAUUUCAAUCCUGGUCAGCCAGAAGAAAAUUUACCAAGAGUAAAAAGCACAGGAAGCAGUUGGAGCGACCAACUCUUCCUGAUGGAACGAAAUUGAUUACUUUUCCCAUUGCGAGUGCAGCUAAUACGGGGAACAAUGAUACGAAUGAACAAGAGAGUGGAGGCGGUGCUCGUCCUCCCAAGCAUUGGAUAAUGAAUCCCUCAGGUAAAAGUUACGUUUGCAUUUUGCACGAAUAUGUUCAACAUGCUUUAAAAAAACAACCUACUUACAGAUUCAAAGAAUUGGAAAAUGCUGCAACUCCAUACUCUGCGGUUGUUUGCAUCAACGAUAUGGAAUAUGGCUACGGUUUUGGAAGUAGUAAAAAGCAGGCAAAAGCAAACGCAGCUCGUAAAACUCUUGAAAUUCUAAUUCCGCAAAUGAGGGACAAAAUUUCGGGGGAUUCGAAUGCAGAUGGAGUUUCGACGAAUGCUGGAUGGGCAAUAAAAGCUGCGAAGGGAGAUUCUGAUGCUGAUCUCACGUUCUUCGAUGAAAUAUCGAUAACGGAUCCACGAGUUGCAGAAUUUUGUGCAAAAACGACUGAGCCGUCGCCUCAUGCGAUUCUAAUUACUUGUUUGCAGAGGAAUUUCGGCCAGGGAGAUAUGCAGAUUGAUUAUUCUGUAAAUACGUUGAAACAUCAGAAAAACGAAUUCACGAUGAAGGUGGGGAAGCAUGAAGUUACUGUCGUUUGCAGGAAUAAAAAGGAUGGCAAACAGAGAGCGGCUCAGGAGAUUUUGCAGAGAUUGCACCCUCAUAUUCACUCCUGGGGAUCUUUGCUGAGGCUUUAUGGGUCGAGAAGUGUGAAGACUUUCAAGGAGAAGAAACAACUGGAACAGGAAAUCACAUUACUGCAGGGAAAAGCGACUGUCAAUCAACCAAAUCAUGCAAUUUUGGGAAAAUUGAAACAGGAAAUGAAGAAGUUGGCUGAAAUAAAACAAGCUGUGCAACCAAUUGGAAAGUUUGUCUCUUCUGAUUUGCCUUCUGGCUCGGCUGCGAAUUUAAAUAAUGUGGAUUUGUAGUCAAACACAGAGGAAAUUUUGAUAGACCGAAAGUGUGGGAGAGGAUAAUGUGUACCAGGCAAUUAUUUUCAUCAUUUUUAUUCUGGUAUAGUUUAAAUGUGAUAAAUGGAUAAACAUGACUUAGAUGUAAAUAUUGCGGAUUCAAUUGAUGAGACUUGGAUUAAAGUACCAUUCGAAUUUCUUGAAUGAUUGGAAGACUCUAUAAUUGGAAAAUUAUCUCGUAAAAGUAUUCUAUGGAAAGGUACUCUAAAAAAAUUCUAAAUAAAUUUAAUUUUAUCUUGUCAACAUUAUGUAAUCUCAAUACUAGUUUUAUUAUAAAAAAUAAUGUCUGAUUGAAAUUACGUUUAAAGAAUAAUAUAGUUCCGACAGUUUGUCAUUUAUUAAUUUAAAGCUCAAAGAAUUAUAAAUAAUGAUUUUGAAUAUUAUAUUCUCUUUUAUUAGAAAAUAUAUUUACAAUUAGAUGUUUCAACAUUUUUUAGCUAUAUAUAUUAUACGUUCAAUUCAAAUGUUCUUAAUGUGUUAUUAGGUUCAACUAAAAAUUUGAAUAAAAUCUAUAUUUAUAAAUUUUAAAU
Messenger RNA from Belonocnema kinseyi, 2858 nucleotides. It is a transcript of the gene pasha, whose product is annotated as microprocessor complex subunit DGCR8. Gene Ontology annotation, molecular function: primary miRNA binding; double-stranded RNA binding; heme binding. The transcript is spliced from 2 exons. Lineage: Eukaryota; Metazoa; Arthropoda; Insecta; Hymenoptera; Cynipidae. The coding region runs from base 310 to 2286 and encodes 658 amino acids. Gene Ontology annotation, cellular component: microprocessor complex. Gene Ontology annotation, biological process: primary miRNA processing. The record is from RefSeq and is a predicted model, not a curated record.